AUGAAUUUUUCUUCGUCAGUAACUGACAAAAUUAAUGCAUUUUAUCAAUGGUCUCUAUCGGUUUCAGACGAUAGAACGAAAGGUUGGUUGAUGGUUGAUUCUCCAACGCCAACCCUAAUCUAUACAGUCAUUUAUUUCAUAAUCGUUGGUUUGGGUCCGAGAUGUAUGAAAAGUAGAAAACCACUCAAACUCACUCCCAUAUUGAUACCAUACAACAUCCUUAUGACAUUAUUGAAUUUAUAUAUAGCUAUUGAAUUACUGGUGGCAUCUAGUCGUUUACGCUACAGUUAUGUUUGUCAACCACUAACAUUUAUCAACAACAAAGAUGAACUGAGGUUAUUGAAAGCUGUUUGGUGGUAUUACUUUUCAAAACUCCUCGAGUUUUGUGAUACAAUUUUCUUCAUUCUCCGGAAAAAGGAUAAACAGCUUACUUUUUUACAUGUCUAUCAUCAUUCGACUAUGUUCUCCUUGUGGUGGAUUGGAGUGAAAUGGGUGCCUAGUGGCUCUACGUUUUUGCCUGCAAUGGUAAACAGUUUUAUACAUGUACUUAUGUAUUCGUACUAUGCACUCAGUGCCUUUGGCCCUAAAAUUGAAAAGUAUUUAUGGUGGAAAAAGUACUUAACUAUGCUUCAAUUGAUUCAAUUUACCACUGCACUUUUUUUGGGUAUCCAUGGAAUUAAAUCUGGAUGCAAAUUUCCCAUAUGGAUGCAAUAUUUAUUGGUGAUUUACAUGAUUUCAUUUAUUGUGCUAUUUGGAAACUUUUACGCAAACGCUUAUGUUCAAAAGGAUACUACAAAUAAGACAGACAUCUAUAAAAAUUACAAGUACACGAAAAAUUUAGCAUGUAAAUCGACAAAAAAUAAUUAA
Messenger RNA from Macrosiphum euphorbiae (potato aphid), 867 nucleotides. The record is from the annotation of a GenBank genome assembly. Lineage: Eukaryota; Metazoa; Arthropoda; Insecta; Hemiptera; Aphididae.